AUGUUUGAAGAAACAACAAAUAUUGUUAAAGAAUUUGUCUAUUGCCUUUUAAUUAGAGGCGGUAAUAUGACACCAACAUUGUAUUAUUUACCACCAAGUCCACCAUGUCGUAGCAUUUUACUUUUGGCCAAAAUGUUAGAUCUCGAACUCGACUUAAAGGUCAUCAAUAUUUUGGAGGGCGAACAAAUGAAACCCGAAUUUCUCGAAAUGAAUCCACAACAUUGUGUGCCAACUUUAAAUGAUGACGGUUUAAUACUGUGGGAGAGUCGUGCUAUAUUGUCUUAUAUGGUUUCUGCUUUUGGCAAGGACGAUAGUUUGUAUCCAAAAGAUGUACGUGUGCGUGCUUUGGUAGAUCAACGUUUGAUGUUUGAUCUGGGUACAUUGUAUCAAAGAAUGAUGGAAUAUUAUUUUCCGACUAUGUUUAUGGGAGCUCCACUCGAUGAAACGAAAAAAGCAAAAUUGAGUGAAGCCUUAGGAUGGUUCGAGAUCAUACUUAAGGGUAGAAAGUUUACAGCGGCUGAACAAUUUACCAUAGCUGAUCUGACGUUAAUGGUCACCAUAUCGCAAAUUGAGGCAUUUGAAUUUGAUUUACAGUCGUAUACACGCAUUAAGCAAUGGUUUCAACGAUGUAAACAAUUUGCCGAGCCCUACGACUAUCAGAAUUUAAAUGGCAAUGGCGCUUUGGUGUUGGCGGAAAUGUUUAAAUCAAAAUUACAAAAAUAA
Molecule: messenger RNA, 723 nt
Organism: Calliphora vicina (urban bluebottle blowfly)
Lineage: Eukaryota; Metazoa; Arthropoda; Insecta; Diptera; Calliphoridae
Gene: GstD11
Product: Glutathione S transferase D11
Exons: 4
Coding region: 1-723 (240 amino acids)
Biological process (GO): glutathione metabolic process
Molecular function (GO): glutathione transferase activity
Source: RefSeq, a predicted model, not a curated record